AUGAACCGGUACCUUUUCAGACUGUACACUACUGCUGGUGCAGUCAACACGAAGGUGAUAAAUUUGAAGAUACCCAUACCGAAUAUAGCUAGGGCUACCAAACGACUGAAUGGCUCUAGUGAGAAGUCAACAAGCGAGGCUAAUGAGCUAUUGAAUCGAUUUAUAAUAGAAAAGAGCAAAAUUGAGUCAAAAAGUGGCUCUAUCAACCAGUACAGAAAGAAGAGCAUCAAAAACGAAAUGGACGAGAACACGAAACGGAAAAUACAUGACUUGGUAUCGAACUUUAAGCUAACCGAGAACGAUCGACUACCUUUGGUGAAGCCCAAGUCCGUCACUGGUUCACCGUACUACUUUUACACUCACAAUAACGAGGAUAAGUCCAUAGUGGAGAAUCCCAGAAUAUCAGUCACCAAGUUGUUGACUAAGCUGUGGUGUGAAUUGCGAGAGUACUACGACAUCUACGCGGGCUCCAAGAAAAGGAAGUCAACAGUGGAGAUCGAGAAGGGAAAGAAACACCACGAGGUACUUGAACUAGAAGCUCACCCCAUAAUAGACGUAUCGACGGUAACGCAAGAAAUUCUUCGGCGUGUACUGUUAAUUCAGGCUAGGAUGCUGCUAGAGGAAGAACAUGCCCUCUCGGCCGAGCCAGAAAGGUUAAAGGAACUACAGGCAAACAACGAAGCUAUAUUGAAAUUGAUAGACGGUUCAGAGGAUACUAAUAAGCUAGCUGAAGUUUGGGUUCAUGACAUAAUGGAGAAAUUGUAUUCCUUAUUCACUAUGAGCCAUGCCAGAGAGGUACUUGUGCACUCUUAUAUAAAUCUCGAUAGUCAGGGCAUGGUGACCAAAGCUGAGACCUUGAGAAAAGAAGAUAUUCUAGUCAGUGGGAUUAUAGACUUAAUAGAACUUGUCCCGACAGACUCUAACUCGACCGAGUUUGCGUUGUAUACUGAUAUAGAGAAUUGGAUAAGAUUCGAAACCGAAAAGGAGAUCAAUGGACUUCCAAUGAUUGAUUUGGAGAAAUUCUUGGCGGUGGUUGGCGAAUACGUUCAUGGUGAAUUCAAGAAUGCUUAUACUCUCAAAAUCACCGAUGUAAAGACAAGGUCUAGGAAGCAAAUCCCACCCCAGCUUUCUGUGGUUAACGCCGCCAAACAACAAGUAUCUUGCUACAAAGACUACUUGGACAUCAUGAGCAAUACUAGUUCAUACAGAAUGCUUUUGGAAAAUGCAACGAGGCGGCAUUGUAACAUCGAUGAGCCCAUUGGGCUUAAAACUGUGAUAAAGAUGCUCCGAACUAGCAGCUCCUAUUUGUUCGAAGACUUCAAGAAAUUAGCCAAUGGGGAACCAAUUGGGUUCAAGGAAUAUGACGACUUCGUGAAAGAAAAAUACUUGCUGCAACAUAGUGACAAAGCUGUGUAUUACGACUUGGCAGCUUUACUUGAUAAAAGCCCGAUUGAGCUGGACCCUGAUUUUGAGUAUACCGAGUUAGUUGAACCUUUACUUAAGAGGUGGAAAAUUCCGCUCACACUUCGCUAUUUUGCUGCUCGAUCUGGUCAAUUUUAUUCACUACUUCUGCCCUAUCUUGUGAAACCUUUGGUUACUGUCGAUUACCACUAUGGUGGAGAAAGUUUCCGUGAAGUCAAGUUUGAAUUCAAUGAGUCAACUUACAAUCAAAAUUUGCUAGACUCUAUCAGUUUUUGGAACGGGUCGAGGGCACCACAGCCUGUUGACGACCUUUCAAAGUGCAAUUAUUGUGAUUUCAAAGGAGUUUGCUCCAUCCCAAAUCCACAUUUAUCUUUUUCAUUGGGUAAGCAUAUAAAGCAGUUGACUAGUUAA
Messenger RNA from Dujonia railenensis, 1833 nucleotides. The record is from the annotation of a GenBank genome assembly. Lineage: Eukaryota; Fungi; Ascomycota; Pichiomycetes; Serinales; Debaryomycetaceae.